AUGGAUUUUGGAGUAGUAACUACUAAGGAAGGAAACAAAACAUCUGUUUGGCACUAUUUUCUCAUAAACAAAAACAAAAAUGAAGCUAAAUGUAAAACAUGCCAAAAAGUAUUGAAAUCACCCGGUGGUAGUACUAGCAGUCUACGAAGGCAUUUAAAGAAUAUUCACGCGGUUGAUAUAGAGGCUGCAAGGCAUUCAACAAUCGCAACAACAGCUCAAGGUAGUGCAUCUUCUUCAAAAGAAAUUCCCGAAGCGCCUAAAAAGAAAACUAAGUUGACACACUAUUAUGAGACUGAUGCAAACCCAAGUAUGCAGGUUAUGGUGUCCCGUAUGGCUGCAGUUGAUGGAAUUCCUCUUAGAACGUUCUCAAAAUCUCAAGAUUUAAAGUACCUUUUUGAAAAGACCGGCAACAAAUUACCCACUACUGCUGAUACCGUUCGCAACAUAAUUCUCAAAGACUUCGAUAAAAGGAAGCUACAAAUAAUCAACGAGAUAAAAAUUAUACUGUCAGAUGAAAAGAAGUUUUCGAUAUCAUUCGAUGAAUGGACAUCCAUUAAAAAUAGAAGAUAUAUAGGGCUCACUUUACAUUCACCAAAUUUUGCAAGGGAUAGCAGUUUUCGAAAUCUAGGUCUCAUACGCAUUCACGGGUCCAUGAAUGCAGCCUCAUGCGUAAAAUUGAUUGAGGUCAAGUUGGACGAAUAUGGGGUAUCUCUAACAAAUGACAUCGUCGCUCAAACCACAGACGGUUGCAGCCCAAUGGUUGCAUUAGGGAAGUCCCUUAAGUCAUGCCAUCAGCUAUGCAUCGCUCAUGCCGUUCAGCUGGCAAUUGUGGACGUAAUGUACAAACGAAAUGCCGGCUUCGAGGAAAACGUCGCUCAGCUUGCCGAACUUGACGAUGAUGAAGAUUUGCCUUUAUCGGUAUUGGCUCAAAGACUACGAACUGUAGAAUUUAACGACGACACGAAUUCUACAGACAAUGACGAGGAUGGUGUUGAAUUUAAUAAUUCACAGUCUUUUAAAUACAAUGAUCUGCUAUCAAAAGUACGAAAAGUGGUAAAAAUCUUCAAGAACUCUCCGACAAAAAAUGAUGACAUCCUUCAAAAACAUGUCAGAGCUGAUUUUGGACAGGAGUACUCCCUGCUGUUAGAUGAAUAA
Arctia plantaginis is the source of this 1155-nucleotide messenger RNA. NCBI's taxonomy places the organism in Eukaryota, Metazoa, Arthropoda, Insecta, Lepidoptera, Erebidae. The record is from the annotation of a GenBank genome assembly.